AUGCCCGCCAACAUCAGAGAGCCGGAUAUGAUCCUCCGGUGUCGAGCUGUCUCCGGGCUUGCUCCAGACGGCGACCAUGCCGUCCGAGCUCGCAUUAGAAGAGGCUACCGAUAUCUCACCGAUCCAGACGCCCCCGCCAAACGUCUCCUCCACGCCCCCGAACAUAUAGUCCUUGCCAUCGCGAACAUAGGCUAUGAAACGUCCGUCGCUUACGGGCGACAUAUCGCCCUCUCGGUAGGCCCUGCACUUCAACCGCGGCCCGAUAUCUCAGAUCCGCACCGGGGUUCAGGAACAGGGCAAAUCACAGUGAAACUAUCAUGGCGCGAAGUACGAACCUAUCUGGCCCCAAGCACGCCAAUUGCGCUUGCAAAGGAAUGCGAAACGUCCACCCCCGACGCAGAAACAGGCGAGCCCAUCCUCCGCGUCUCAAGCCCCGAAGAACUGUCCACCAUUGAAGGAUGCACGACACUUACCGGUCACAUCGUGAUCAACUCCGAUUACAGCGGCGACUUUAUCCUCAACGGCGUGACCUCGAUCAGUGGGAAUAUCACCACGAGUGCGCCAGCCGACAAGUUCGGUGUGGUUGAGUUACCUGACCUUGUCGACGUCGGCAAUAUCUGGCUUGUUGGUCUUACCAAUGACGUUCAUCUGCCGAAAGUCGAGCGCGCGGGUAGUAUCAACCUCGUCCAGGCGUCAACGAGUGCCGAGGUGGAUCUCGGGGCGCUCACGGAGUCGGAUAAUGUGAGGGCUUGGGGGAGCUGGACGAGAAUAAACCUGUCCUCCCUGGAAACAGUCACCGACGAACUCUCCAUCUGCGGCUCGCAAAACUGUGGCAUUUAUUACGACGAGGAGUUCCCCUACCUAGACGUGGACCUGCCUUCACUGAAGAGCGCAAAUAGAUUCAACAUUGCGGGGACGAUCAAAACCGCCUCCGUCCCCUCCCUCGAAAUCGUCGGCACCAAGGACCUCGACCCCUGGGCCAACAGGAAAUCCGUGAUGAGCCAGAGCCUCCGGAUUAAUAUCCAAAGCGGCGAGUUUACGCUCGACUUCGAUGCACCGAACCUGCGUACGAUCAACGGCCUGCUCGAAGUCUACGGCGGCAUCUCACGCUUGAGCCUUGGUGCCCUCGGCGAAACAAACGCAGGCGCAACGUUCAUUGCCCGUGCGCCACUGGAGAUAUAUUCGACGAUCAAGACGGCGGAGUACUUUUAUAUCUGGGGCGAACUUGGCAGUAUCGACCUUCCUAACUUCACAGACCUGGGCGCCGUCGAUCUCUCCUACGAACCCAAAAUCCCGUGUAACGAGACGCUGUACAAGCUCUGGGAGGAAAUGCAUAUUUCAGGGGGAUCAGAGUCCUCCUUUCCGACAAGAUGCGUUCGACCAGCCGAUUCGCCAGAGGACGACGAAGGGAAUGAAGGAUCUGAAUCUGAAGAAAAUAACAAUAGCCUGAACGACGAAGAUAACACAGCCAAUGCAGACAAUGACGGCGACGGAGUGGGUGACGAGAACUCCAAUCUCUCCACGCCGGGCGAAAGUACAAACAAUGAGAACGCCGGCAACGAAACUAACAUCCCCGGCAGCUUUGGAAACACUUCUAACAUGACUGACAGCGCCAACGAGACCGAGAGUGCACAGACAGAUACAACCGAGGGCAAUGCAGCUCAUCUGACGCACCCGCUGUGUUCUGUCGCAUGGACGGUGCUCAUCAUGUUGAGUGCCAUUCUAACCCUAUGA
Molecule: messenger RNA, 1734 nt
Organism: Aspergillus mulundensis
Lineage: Eukaryota; Fungi; Ascomycota; Eurotiomycetes; Eurotiales; Aspergillaceae
Exons: 7
Coding region: 1-1734 (577 amino acids)
Source: RefSeq, a predicted model, not a curated record